AUGGACGAGGGCCCCGAAGAAACGCAGCCUGUAGAUGUCAACGCGGACGACAAGACGCGGAUCCGCCAAUCUCAUGCAAUCGUCAUUCCCUCCUAUGCCAGCUGGUUCAACAUGAAAAAGAUCCACCAGAUUGAGAAGGACUCGUUGCCCGAGUUUUUCGAAACUUCACAUCCAUCUAAGUCUCCUGUCAUCUACGCAGACUACAGAAAUUUCAUGAUCAAUGCAUACAGACUCAACCCCAACGAGUAUCUUACACUUACAUCAUGCCGUCGUACGUUGGUCGGCGACGUGGGCACCUUGAUGCGGGUGCACCGCUUCUUGAACAAAUGGGGACUCAUUAAUUAUCAGGUGAAUCCUCAAUUUAAACCCGCGUACGCCUUGGAAAAAGCGCCCGAUGGAAAGGUUGCCGGGUUGCCUUACUGCGGCGACUUCCAUGUUCAGUAUGAUACACCGCGCGGCUUGUUUCCGUUCAACACUUACAAGCCUUUGCAAGAAAACGUGAAUGUGGAAAAACUAAAAGAAUUGGUGAGCAGUGAGCAAUCCAAUUCUGCAGGUAAGAGAGACUUGUUGGAGGCUCCUCUGGGAGAAGACGGUAUGGAGCCUCUGUCAAAGAAGCAAAAGGUUGACUCUGGCGACUGGUCGCCAAAGGAACUCGCGAAUUUGUUGUUGGGCAUCCAAAAACAUGAAAAUGACUGGUACAUGGUGGCCAAAAUGGUGGGUGGAGGUCGCACACCACAGGAUUGCAUUCUCAAGUUCCUCAAGUUGCCUAUCGAGGACAAGUACAACAAGCUCAGUGAUGAUGAUUUGGGAAUUUUAAAGUUUGCAUCCAAUUUCCCGGUUAUGACAGCUGACAACCCAGUCAUCAGCAACUUGGUGUUCAUGACCAAUCUUGUGGAUGCAGAGGUUGUCAAAGCUGCUAGCGGCAAUGCAUCCAAGGUCAUUGACGAAACGCUAUUCAAGAAGGUGAAAGAGAUCUAUGAAGAAAAGGUAGAUUCAGAUCCAAAGCCGUCCAGUGAAGAGGAAAACAAGGACGUCCAGUCACAGGACGACAAAGAAUUGUCGAAAGAAAGUAUUGAUGAGAAACUAAAAGAAGAGUUUGAUUCUCACACUAGUGACUCGGCUGCUGAAGUGCUCUGUAAUGCAUCGACUGCUGUCUUAGGGCUGGUGGGUGCUCGAAGCCAUUUGUUUGCGAAUUAUGAAGAGCGAGAAAUGCAGAGGCUCACGAAUACCAUUCUAAACCAGGAACUCACCAAACUUGAUCUCAAGAUGAAGAAAAUCAAGGAGCUUGAAACAGCUUUUCAAAGAGAAAGAAAGAACUUAGCGCACCAACAGAACCAGAUCUUUACUGAUCGAUUGGCCUUGACACGAUCAACCAUCGACAUCACCAAGAAACUCCACGAGGCCGUGCGGCUUCUCAAACCAUCCGAACAGAGUGCAAGCUCGGGUGCAAACGAGGACAACCUAGCGAACGUAACACGUAUUUUGGACGAGGUGCAAGGACUGCUUUUCAAGCCAGCCAAAUAUUCAUUGAAGGAGGCGGCUGAAGACAAGCCCACAGAGGCUGCCAGCUCAGAGAGCGAAGCUGCGCAUGCAGAUACCAAAGCAAGCAACUUGGGCAAACCGCUUUCGGUUGUAGAACCGCAGAGCUUCAAAGUUUGGGCGCCGUAG
Messenger RNA from Metschnikowia bicuspidata var. bicuspidata NRRL YB-4993, 1668 nucleotides. RefSeq lists its product as uncharacterized. The transcript has a single exon. Gene Ontology annotation, biological process: positive regulation of DNA-templated transcription. Bases 1 to 1668 code for a protein of 555 amino acids. NCBI's taxonomy places the organism in Eukaryota, Fungi, Ascomycota, Pichiomycetes, Serinales, Metschnikowiaceae. The record is from RefSeq and is a predicted model, not a curated record. Gene Ontology annotation, cellular component: SWI/SNF complex. Gene Ontology annotation, molecular function: DNA binding; histone binding.